Messenger RNA from Homarus americanus (American lobster), 3030 nucleotides. Its product is annotated as proline-serine-threonine phosphatase-interacting protein 2-like. Gene Ontology annotation, molecular function: protein binding. Gene Ontology annotation, cellular component: plasma membrane; cytoplasm. NCBI's taxonomy places the organism in Eukaryota, Metazoa, Arthropoda, Malacostraca, Decapoda, Nephropidae. The transcript has 12 exons. The record is from RefSeq and is a predicted model, not a curated record. The coding region runs from base 480 to 1649 and encodes 389 amino acids.
CAACAACACAAAGUAGUCACCGGUUGUCGCUCUCCAUGUAAACUAAUUUGAAUAAGAGACUUUACUUUGUGCAAUUAUCGUCUUCGUUUUGGCGGGAAAUCCUGGUGACGAAACGCUGUACACAGUAUACAAUCGAUUUUGCUGCUUUAGAGAAGAAAAAAAAAUAAUUCUGCUGAUAACUUUGCUGUGGUGAAAAGGAAUAGUCAAACAAUAAGCAGUAGUGACUUAUAGAUGCUGUUUGUGGUGAAGAAAGUUACAUCCGCUAGUGUUUCUCAAGCCUCAAGGUUAAUUUGACACAGUUCACUUAACCGACUCGUCAAGAAGACUGUGCACGACUCGUGUAGUGUUGUGGUACAAGUACCGUGUUGUGUUGGUGUCUUCUGUGAGCCUGGUGUGAGGCACUGACGGCAGUGUAGCCAACUCAAGCGUCAGGAGUCAGAUCUUCCUACAACCAUACAUAAUAUUAAUAGAUAACCAUAAUGGGCUCCAUUGGCAAGUUUAAUGAGGAAUUUUGGAAUGUAGAGGUUGGAGACUUCGGAGGCUGGGACAUUGUUGUUCAGCGCAUGAAAGAAGCAAGCAAGAUCACCGGCAACUACAUUGACUUCCUAAAGCAAGUGGCAGCAGCUAUGGAAACCUUCGGGCACUCACUGCUCAAGAUUACUAAGAAUUCACCUCUGCCUGACAUGGAACAUGGAGAUCUGAAGACAUCACUUCAGACAGCUCGGGAUAAUGUGGAGUCAUGGGGGCAAGACACCAUUGAUGCAGCUGUAGCCAUCAACUCCCAGGUCACACAGCUUUCUCAGUACAUUACAGAGGCCAAACAAACUUACAAACAUACCAAGGAAGAGGCCAAGCAGAAACAACAACAGGUUCGGGAUGGAAUGCAUCGGGUACGACAAACUCAGCGUGAUGUUCAGAAUAAAAUUGGAGGCUUGAAGGAUGCAGAUUCACUUAGAAUGAUAAUGGAUGCUAAGUGUAAUGCUAAACCAAGGGAACUAGUGAAGGCAGCACAUGUAAGAGAACGGGCAGUUGAAGCUACCAAAGAUGCAGAGACCCAAUACCAUGAAGCCAUAAUCUACCACAAUGAAAUGGUUAAUGCCUGGUGCACGUAUGCCCGCCCUACUCUCAGCAUUUUUCAGGACAAGGAGGAGGCAAGGGUGAAGAUGUUACGGGAAUCACUGUGGAGUUUUGCCAAUAUCUGCUCCCUGCUAGCUGUAAACUUUGACCAGCACCAGGAAAAUAUUCGAUCAGCUUUACUGCGUGUGAAUGUGGCUAAAGAAUUAUCAACAUGGGUGGCUAUCCACAGAACACUGCAGACACCACCCAUGCCACUGGUUUACACGCCCACAUCUUAUACAUCCUGUAACACACCAUCACUCACUCCCUCAACGUCUGUUCGAUCAACACUAACAGAGGUGUCAUCAAGCAGUAACAGCAGUGAUGGAUCAAGUCCUGUUCCAAUGCAUAUGGCCCAGGCACUCUACCAGUUCUCUGCCCGAAGUGAGAGUGAAGUGUCACUUGUAGAGGGCCAGGUGAUCACAGUCAUGGACAAAUCUAAUUCAGAGUGGAAUUUAGUGAGAACAAGUAAUGGUGUCCUAGGCUUUGUCCCAGCAAAGUUCAUUAGUUCUUCCCGUACGUACACAAAAUAACAGCUGAAUAGUCUGCUGAUAUUUCUGUUGUUAUAUAGGUAAAGUUCCAGACUUCAUCUUUUACUGUUCUUGCAUGGUAGUGCUUGUAUUGUAUUGAUUUUAAAAUGUUUUUUAACAUCAAAUUUUUAACAUGUGUACAAUUUUUAUUUAAUGUAUUUGUAAUAAGUUGUUUUAUGUUUAAAAAAUUAAUUAAACAAUUUGAAUUCAGGAUGACUCUGAAGUAACCAAGCAGUUCCGAAAAGUCGGUUAUUAUCGUAAUACAAUAUGAAAUAUAUUAAGAUACUGUACAAAACUAUGUUUGGAUGCAUUGCCAGGGAGGGGAGGGGGGGGUGGUGUUUGGCAGAACAGGAGGGAGCAGAGGACAACUCACUACCUCCCAUGCUCAUCAGCCCGCGAUCCUUUUAUAACGACAGUAUACAAUUACGCAAUAAUUCUCAUAUUAUUUAGGUUCAAUUAGUGCUGAGUUGGUAAAACAUUUUAAAAAAAUUAUUAAUUUUCCCCCCCAAAAAAUCCCACACUCAAUCCCAGAUAAGCUAUUGUGUCUAUGAAUAUUCCCAGUCUCUUCUCAUCAUCUCUUAAGCACUGUUGUUGUCACUGCUCAAGGGAGUUGGUGCUUACCACAGGAUCUGUCUUGAGCAUUUAGUAAAUAAUAUUGUGGCAUAUUUAUCAGAACUUUAUAUUUACUUUAUAUAUAUUUUUAACCUCUUCGCCACUGAUCGACUCGUUAGCUACUUAUUGUAGUGUGCAGUAUACUGAAUCUCGAUAAGCCCUGGUUUACUCACUGAUCAGUUGUCUAAGUGCAAAAGUAGCCUGAUCGAGCCAUCAUUUAUCAAUUAAUUUUUAAAUAGAAAUUAUAAAUUAAAAUGUUAUAAGACAAUGGUUUAGUAGUGCUGUUAAUGAAUGGGCCAUGUAACUGCCGCACCUCCUGCCUCGUCACCCCAUCUCUUGCCUUGUCACCUCACCCUUUACCUCAUUAGCUCAGCAUACAGUGUUACAUUUAUUUAGUACUAUAUUAUUUACUUUAUUAUUACUGUACAAUAUGUUGUUUUAAAAAAAAAUUGUUUGCACAGUAAUUACAAAUACUGUAGAUUAUUUUAUGUGGCAGCCAAGGCAAGGCACAAAACUGAACAGAAAAUUAAAGAAUAAUCGAACACAAAAAUUCAGAAAUUGUCGAACAAUGUAAAAAUAUUCUGAACCCAGUUAAUUCGGAUUUUUUGGUAAUUCGAGUGACCCAGAGCCCCAUUUUCUGCCGAAUCAACAAGGGUAUAGUGGUGGGAUUAGUGUAAUAUAAAUUUGCCAAAAGUAUUAUUUAUAUUGUUAUCCUUAUGGAAUCUCUGUACUUAUACUGUUGUUUUGAUAGUAAUAAAAUGAAAUGAAAAUG